Messenger RNA from Saccharomycopsis crataegensis, 795 nucleotides. It is a transcript of the gene RVS161, whose product is annotated as amphiphysin-like protein RVS161. Gene Ontology annotation, cellular component: Rvs161p-Rvs167p complex; mating projection tip; actin cortical patch. Bases 1 to 795 code for a protein of 264 amino acids. The record is from RefSeq and is a predicted model, not a curated record. Gene Ontology annotation, biological process: actin cortical patch localization; plasma membrane tubulation; endocytosis. The transcript is spliced from 2 exons. Lineage: Eukaryota; Fungi; Ascomycota; Saccharomycetes; Ascoideales; Saccharomycopsidaceae. Gene Ontology annotation, molecular function: protein binding; lipid binding.
AUGUCCUGGUCCGGGUUCAAAAAAGGGGUGCAAAGAGCCACCAACCAAGUGCUAGUCAAAGACGCCGAUAAGGUGAAUGACCGAGGGUUUGAGGUGGAAGAACGUCGUUAUAAAGUGCUUGAAAAAGCCGGAAAGAAGAUGCAAUCAGAAUCCAAAGGGUACUUGGAUAGUUUGAGAGCCGUGAGUGCGUCGCAAGUGGCAAUGGGUGAGAUCAUUGCGACUUUUUAUGAAGAUGCCAAAACCAGUGCAUCCAUACAAUCUACUGGGGAUUAUUACAAUCAAUGUGUCAAGGAAUUGGACACCCAAGUUAGCACCUCGAUUGAUGAGCCAUUCAGAGAGGCGGUAUUUGACCCGAUCUCCAAGUUUUGCAACUAUUUUACCGAUGUCGAAGAGGCUUUGAAGAAAAGAUCGCAUAAAAAGACGGAUUACGAACAAAAUAAGGCCAAGGUCAGAAGAUUGGUGGAUAAGCCAGCAAAGGAUGUUUCUAAAUUGCCUAGAGCCGAGAAGGAAUUGCAGGCUGCCAAAGAUAUUUACGAGAACUUGAACACUCAAUUGAAGAAUGAAUUGCCAGAAUUGAUUUCUCUCAGAGUUCCGUACUUUGACGCGUCAUUCGAGGCAUUGGUCAAGAUUCAAUUGAUGUUCUGUACCGAGGGCUAUACCAGAUUGGCCCAAGUGCAAAAUUAUUUGGACCCUGCCAGCAGAGAGGAGUACGCCAAUGGGGUUUUGGACCAAAGAAUAGACCAGAUGUUGGGAGAGAUGUGGAAGUUGCAGAUUUGUGCAUUGGGAGCCAAAUGA